CCAGAGUGCAUCGGAAUGGGCGCCCUGCCCCUCCAAAACACAUCUGCUUACUGAGAUUUAGCCACAGGACACCAGGGAGGAAAAGAGAGCAGCUGAAGAGUGGAAGGAUGUUUUCUCUGUUCUGGAGGAUCCUGCUGGAGCUCUUACUGGUUUGGUGGAUGUUUGAAGGGGUCAUCAGGUGUGUGUUUAGUAAGGAGCUGAAAUCGCCCAGCAGCAGGGUGAAGCCCAUGUCACCAUCUGAUUUUCUGGAUAAAUUAAUGGGAAAAACAUCUGGAUAUGAUGCUCGAAUCAGGCCUAACUUUAAAGGUCCUCCAGUAAAUGUUACUUGCAACAUUUUUAUCAACAGCUUUGGUUCCAUCACAGAAACCACCAUGGAUUAUCGGCUGAACGUUUUCUUGCGGCAGCAGUGGAAUGACCCACGGCUGGCUUAUAAAGAGUAUCCAGAUGAUUCCCUGGAUCUGGACCCAUCCAUGCUGGACUCCAUCUGGAAGCCAGACUUGUUCUUCGCCAAUGAGAAAGGCGCCAACUUUCACGAGGUCACCACGGACAACAAACUGCUGAGGAUUUUCCAGAAUGGAAAUGUGCUGUAUAGCAUCAGACUGACUCUGAUUCUGUCGUGUCCUAUGGACCUGAAGAAUUUUCCAAUGGACAUACAGACCUGUACUAUGCAGUUAGAGAGCUGUAAGAGUCUCUAUCAAAUAAUCUCACAUUUAUCUCAUUUUUCUUUUAUAUGCUGCUCAUUAUAUUAUAUUAUAUGCUGCUCAUUUAUAUGCCUUCUCUCUCUAGUUGGCUACACUAUGAAUGAUCUGAUAUUUCAGUGGUUGGAUGAAGGCCCAGUGCAAGUAGCUGAUGACCUUAUGCUGCCCCAGUUUGUCCUGAAAGAGGAGAAAGAUCUCGGAUACUGUACAAAACACUAUAACACUGGUAAAUUCACCUGUAUAGAGGUGAAAUUUCAUCUAGAGAGGCAGAUGGGUUACUACCUGAUCCAGAUGUACAUUCCCAGCCUCCUAACAGUUAUUUUGUCGUGGGUCUCCUUCUGGAUCAACAUGGAUGCCGCCCCGGCCCGUGUUGGCCUGGGCAUCACUACAGUUCUCACAAUGACAACACAGAGCUCUGGAUCCAGAGCAUCACUGCCUAAGGUAUCGUAUGUGAAGGCCAUUGACAUCUGGAUGGCAGUGUGCUUGCUGUUCGUUUUUGCUGCUUUGCUGGAGUACGCGGCUGUUAACUUUGUCUCUCGGCAACACAAAGAAUUCUUCAGACUGAGGAGAAAGCUGCGGGAAGAGCAACGCUAUAGAGCUGCAUCUGGUCAGGCUGGAGGAGCAGAGAUGAAGAACAAAAGCAACAACGUCACAGGGAGUACACCGAGCAGAAGCACACAGCGUCACUGCAGUGCCUGUGCACGGGAAGAGCAGUUGGCCUCACAGAAUCAGGACAUGUACUUCACAGGAUACGGGAUGGACAGCUGUCUAUCUGGAGACGGGCCUCUCUCUGAGGCUGCUGCCAUGUUUGCAGGCCUGCCGCCCGGCCACAUCCUGUUUGAAAUCCGUCGGCGCUUCGUGGAACGAGCAAAGCGAAUUGAUACCAUCUCGCGAGCCGUCUUCCCUCUCAGCUUCCUCGUUUUCAACGUUUUCUAUUGGAUCACAUACAAAGUGCUUAGAAAUGAGGAUAUUCACCCUGCCCUGCAACCCUGACUCCUAUUAAGACUUCUGAACUUCCCAGUAUCCCAUUUUGUGAGCCUGUUUAAAUCCAGUGAGGAUGAGGUCCCACAUCAGGGAUAUUUGAAAUCAAAGCAGUUGAAGAAAGAUGCAAUGUCUAUAUGCAUGUCUAUGGCCACUUUGGAAAAGGUCUAAACCUUUAGUUUUAUGCAACGGCUGAAUCACUCCUGACCUUUGAGAUGCUUUUUCUUUCUCAUUGAGCACAUUUGAUCCAUUAAAAAUAAAUGUUCUAAACAAACAUUUUUUGCCAGCUUUUUCCUUAGUCAUGCAUUUAAAGGCAACUACAAAUAUGGGAGCACUGAAAUCUCAAAACUACAUUUACAUGGAUCAUGAAUUUUGCUUCAACUCUACUGUUCAUAUUUAACCAACGAAAAAUGCACUUUUCAGGAUGAUCUAAUGUAAUGUGUGUACUUUCUAGCACAAAAACACCAGGGGAUGCCUUUUUAGACAACUUCCUUUCCUACAGCUGCCAAGUUAAGUGUUUCUUGCAUUCAUUUUUUAAUGUGGUGUGUCUCCUUGUUCUGUCCCUGACUACACACAAAACUGUGUAAAAAGUCUAAGUAAAGAUUUAUCUUCCACCGCGGAAUACAUAAUUUGCUUUACCCCAACAGCUGCACAAGACACAUAACAGAUCUGCUGCUA
Molecule: messenger RNA, 2357 nt
Organism: Puntigrus tetrazona (Sumatra barb)
Lineage: Eukaryota; Metazoa; Chordata; Actinopteri; Cypriniformes; Cyprinidae
Gene: glra4b
Product: glycine receptor, alpha 4b
Exons: 9
Coding region: 108-1691 (527 amino acids)
Biological process (GO): chemical synaptic transmission; nervous system process; chloride transmembrane transport
Cellular component (GO): synapse; plasma membrane; neuron projection
Molecular function (GO): transmembrane signaling receptor activity; glycine binding; transmitter-gated monoatomic ion channel activity
Source: RefSeq, a predicted model, not a curated record